UGAGAUGAUCUGAAAAAUAGUUUACAGUGCGCGGUUCUUCAUUUGUUUAAACACGGCUUGCGGUGGACUAAAACUAUUCUAGUGUUAUAGUGAAAUGUCUGCGAGAUUUAAAAACUUGUUCAUAGGAUGCUUUUCUUUAUUUUUGAUAUUUUGUGUUUUAAUAGGUUUACGCACAAAUACUUUCGGAAAUAGCAAGUUACAUUUUGGGCCAGCAGUAUGGUUAAGACCGAUUGUUUAUCCAAAUUUAGAAGAAACGCAACAACCUUCAAUGAAUUUAAGUAAAGCAGAAAAGGGUCCGAAUAUAAAAAUAUCGAAAGGGCAGAAGCUGUUUGCAACGGGGAGUCAAAGAUUAAAUGAUACGAAACACAAAAUUGUUCAAGGUACAAGAAAGAAAUACUAUCCGAAAGUACAGGUCACGAAUGUUGUUGGCAGACUAGGUAAUGCCAGUUCGGACGGAUCUGUAAACUGUAGCAAGAAGAAAGUGAAGUUAUCUCAAACAGUGCUACCUAUAACUGGUCUGGUCAGUUUUCCAGGAUCUGGAAAUACGUGGACCCGGCACCUCAUACAACAGAUGACAGGGCUUGGAACAUCCAGUGUGUACUGUGACGAAGGAUUAAGAACGCGGGGUUUCCCGUAUGAAUGUCACCGUGACAGGGCUAAGACUUUGGUGGUGAAGACGCAUGAAGGAAGACAUUUUAACCUUUUCAAAAAGAUAGUGCUGCUUGUGAGGAAUCCAUACGAUGCCCUAUUGUCGUAUGCAAACUUUGCAAAGGCUGGACACACAGGCCAUCCAUCAAAACAAGUCUUGAUUCAAGCCAGCACCAAAAUGUUCGAGCACUCUUUGAAAUGGUAUGUUAACCUGACCAGGAACACCAUAAGAAAGUUCAAAGGACCUGUGCAUGUUGUACAGUAUGAAAGACUUCAAAGUGACAUGGCACGUGAGCUGAGAAAGCUUGCCACAUUCUUUAAUCUAAGUGUCUCUGAUAAAGAUAUAGAUUGUACAGUUAAACUUCAGGAGGGUAAUUUUCAUCGUAAAACAAACGAAGCAAAACAUAUAGAACUUCUACAUACUGUUUACACGAAGGAAAAACUUUUACGUCUACGAGAGGCGGCACGGUAUUCAGAGAAACUUUUAAAAGAUGCAUAUAGUGUAGAUAUUGACUUAGGUGGUAAAACUGAAAAACUGCUUUUCCAGACGUCCUAAAGCAUUAUGUAAGAGAGUGGUUUAUAUUGGAUAUCAAACAAGGUUGUGUGAUAUGGAAACUAAGUGCCAUUAAAAUCGUUAUUUUCACCAUGGAGGUAACGUGCUUGCACAUUCAAAUGUAUUUAAAGGUAAAGUGGACUUCUGCACAUUAAAAUACUUACUUUCACCAUGGAUGUUACAUGUUUUCACAUAUAAUUGUUAUGAAGGGAGACUUACACACCUAUUUAACAGGAGGUUAUGUACAAUCAUACAUAUAAAUCUAAACAUUUUUUAUGUAAUUUUGGUUGUAUUUAGAGACACAACAACACAAUGUAGAUCAUAUGGCAACUUAACCAGCUUUCGAUGGAUGAGGAAUACCUCAGGUACCCCUCCUGGCAUUUUUUCAGGCAUGGGCGGGCACCUGGGUAGAAACACUGACAUUUCGUAAGCCAGCAGCAUGACUUCCCCACAUAAAGCAUUUAUACACCCCUAGCGAUGUUUUGAACUCGUAUCGGUGAGGGGUAAAGGAUAUUCGAAGUCAGCAACCGUCAUGUACCACUUGGUCACUAAAUUUAAACAAGAAGUUUGGAGGAAAAUUCAGAGUUUAUGAACUUAAGAAUUUCAGGAUUGUAAAGUAUAUCGGCAAUUGUAGU
This is a messenger RNA of Mercenaria mercenaria, 1836 nucleotides long. RefSeq lists its product as uncharacterized. The coding region runs from base 95 to 1204 and encodes 369 amino acids. The transcript has 3 exons. The record is from RefSeq and is a predicted model, not a curated record. NCBI's taxonomy places the organism in Eukaryota, Metazoa, Mollusca, Bivalvia, Venerida, Veneridae. Gene Ontology annotation, molecular function: sulfotransferase activity.